Molecule: messenger RNA, 414 nt
Organism: Ascochyta rabiei
Lineage: Eukaryota; Fungi; Ascomycota; Dothideomycetes; Pleosporales; Didymellaceae
Exons: 2
Coding region: 1-414 (137 amino acids)
Source: RefSeq, a predicted model, not a curated record
AUGUGUAACGGCAGCUCAACUCGCAUCAGUCAAGGCGGCUCAAUCGCAGUUCUGCGACCGACACAGCAUUUACGACGUUCCAACACAGACGAGCUGAUGUUAUUCUUCCACAACCAGUUCUCCACCGCAGGCACAAGCGUCGAGUUCCAAGGCUGGGGCGAAGAUGCACAAAGAGAUAGACACUGGGUUGUCAUUCACCGCGACGGCGACCUUUCGGGCUGCGAGUCUCCCGUUCAGACUCGGCCGUUUUACUCGUUCGCGUUGGACUCGAGCGAUGCUUCGACGAUGCAUUUGCCGCGCAAGUUGGAUCUUGGCGUUGGUGAUGCUGGGAUCAUCGGGCGUAGAGUCUCGGUGAUGACCGGGUCGACGAAAGGGCCGUUGACGGUCGCUGAGGGCAUUAUUGGGUGGAAUUGA